ACUUCCAGCAGUUUCCAUCGCCCCCUCUGCUCUAUAAAAACACAAAAGGGAUAAUGAGGAAGAUGAAGCGCAAGAAAGGAAUGAUUUUCGUUGAAGAAGCCUCGAGUUGUUUGUCGGAAUUUCAUCAACAGUUUGUAGAAGAGCUUAAUCAGCAUGGAAUAGAUGAGGCCGCCCCGAAAAAGAUCUUGGAGCUGAUGAUUAAUCCAGAUUUUACGAUUUUCGUCAGUGGAUCCACAAGGUUACAAUAUGCAAUUGGCAGAUUUAUAACUGUUGUAGAUAAUCCCCCGUCUCAUAAACGCCAAAAGGUCACAGGUGCCUUCAAUUUCAUGCUUAUUGAUUCAAUUUUGGUUCAAUUUCAUAUUACUUUUAUUUCUUAAAGGGUUGUUCACACUAGAAGAAAAAAAGGCUCACCUACCAUUGGUGUUAAUCAAACUCUUUUAAAGAUUCUAUAGAGAGAAACUAAAGUUUUCAAUGGCGACGUCGAAGCUACAGCCGCCUCUCUGGAAUCACCCUGCUGGCCCCAAAACCAGUGAGUCUUUUCUUUUAAAACUUUUUAUUUUGAUUUUAAUCAUGAUAAUUACAUGAAAUUAGGUUCUUUAGCUUUUAUUCGUUGAUAAUUUUUUAGGCAUUUUAUUCUAGAUGAUUAUCUGAUUUAUAUAUCCAUCGAUUGAACAAAUAUUAAAUUGAACUGCGUCUAUUGAUUUUGUUAUUGAGAAUAUGAUAUGGAGUAUAAUAGAUGUGCCACAGUUUGACUUCUAAGUCAAAGGUAAUACUUGUCAAUUGCGAAAUAGAUAGGGAUUUUGGUACCAUUUUCCCCCAAUUACUUAAACCCGAUUUAUAUUUUAAUAAUUUUGUUCUGGGUAUUAAUCAAUUUCAACCUUUUUUCGGCACCUUAUUAUUUCGCUUAACCACAUACGGAAGGGGAACAUGCUGCAUCCUCAUAAUCCCGUCUUUAACACUUUUAACUGUGAAACUACCCCGUCCAAAACCCACGACCACGUGUCCGGUUUAUUCGACAACCGCGGCUGUCCCAGCAACGCAUUAAGAUGCUGGACCUCGCUGAUUUCAGCCCCAUUUACCAACCUAGACGGUAGUGGAAGAAUGGUGGUUCGAUUCUAUUUUUUUGCUGGCGGUUAUGUUCUUGAUUUGCAACAUUUUUUUACAGAAGAAUCUGAAACGAAAGUGUGUAAUAAAAUUUUAGAUUGAAUAAUAGCAAUUUCAUUUUUGUUUA
Molecule: messenger RNA, 1231 nt
Organism: Helianthus annuus (common sunflower)
Lineage: Eukaryota; Viridiplantae; Streptophyta; Magnoliopsida; Asterales; Asteraceae
Exons: 3
Coding region: 54-377 (107 amino acids)
Source: RefSeq, a predicted model, not a curated record